CCGCGAUGCAGUGCGCGCCUGCGCCGUCCCUCGCCUCCGAGCAGCCAUGAUGGAAGGCCUGGACGACGGCCCCGACUUCCUCUCGGAGGAGGACCGCGGACUUAAAGCAAUUAAUGUAGAUCUUCAAAGUGAUGCUGCUCUGCAGGUGGACAUCUCUGAUGCUCUUAGUGAGAGAGAUAAAGUAAAAUUCACUGUUCACACAAAGAGUUCCUUGCCAAAUUUUAAACAAAAUGAGUUUUCUGUUGUUCGACAACAUGAAGAGUUUAUCUGGCUGCACGAUUCCUUCGUUGAAAAUGAAGACUAUGCAGGUUACAUUAUCCCACCAGCACCACCAAGACCUGACUUUGAUGCUUCAAGGGAAAAACUACAGAAGCUUGGAGAAGGAGAAGGGUCCAUGACAAAGGAAGAAUUCACGAAGAUGAAACAGGAACUGGAAGCUGAAUAUUUGGCAAUAUUCAAGAAGACUGUUGCAAUGCAUGAAGUGUUCCUGUGUCGUGUGGCAGCACAUCCUAUUUUGAGAAAAGAUUUAAAUUUCCAUGUCUUCUUGGAAUAUAAUCAAGAUUUGAGUGUACGAGGAAAAAAUAAAAAAGAAAAACUUGAAGAUUUCUUUAAAAAUAUGGUUAAAUCAGCAGAUGGAGUAAUUGUUUCAGGAGUAAAGGAUGUAGAUGAUUUCUUUGAGCAUGAACGAACAUUCCUUUUAGAAUAUCAUAACCGAGUUAAGGAUGCAUCUGCUAAAUCUGAUAGGAUGACAAGAUCCCACAAAAGUGCUGCAGAUGAUUACAAUAGAAUUGGUUCUUCAUUAUAUGCUUUAGGAACUCAGGAUUCCACAGAUAUAUGCAAGUUUUUUCUCAAAGUUUCAGAACUGUUUGAUAAAACAAGAAAAAUAGAAGCACGAGUGUCUGCUGAUGAAGACCUCAAGCUUUCUGACCUUUUAAAAUAUUACUUAAGAGAAUCUCAAGCUGCUAAGGAUCUCCUCUAUCGAAGAUCUAGGUCACUAGUGGAUUAUGAAAAUGCUAAUAAAGCUCUGGAUAAGGCAAGAGCAAAAAAUAAAGAUGUUCUACAGGCAGAAACAUCCCAACAAGUAUGUUGUCAGAAAUUUGAAAAAAUAUCUGAAUCUGCAAAACAAGAACUUAUAGAUUUUAAGACAAGAAGAGUUGCUGCAUUCAGAAAAAAUUUAGUGGAACUGGCAGAGUUAGAACUGAAGCAUGCAAAGGGUAACCUACAGUUGCUGCAGAACUGCCUGGCAGUGUUAAAUGGAGACACAUAAGCCACACUCCACCUUCUGGUUAAAAAGGGCUGCCUUUCUUCAGAUUUUAUUUUUGUUUUCUUAAUGAUAUUAGGCAUUUACUGCUCACUGGAAACAAAAGAAACAGCUGACAAAGUACAUCUACUCUCCUUUUCUUCUGAGAAACAGCGGAACAGUGCCACACAGGUGCUGCACUUUGUGGUGGACACAGCUCCAGGACCUGCGGCCCACAGUCUGGCCCCACCCCUUGUGCGCCUGCCCUUCAGACGCUUGAGUUCAGUCUUUUUUUUUUAAGUCGCCUCUGUAACUGUUAUGACUAGUAUUCCUUAUGGCUGCCAGUCUUAUUUACCUUUAUUCUCUGAAGUUUAACCCUUUCAAAAUACAUUGUUCAAACAAGAUAAAGAUUGCUAUUACUUUUUUGCGAAUUUUGUUUUUAAAAAAUACUGUAUACCACCUUCAUGUAUUCUGGAAAAGCAUCUUAAUCAGACUUACUUUUAACUAAUGAAGUUUUAGGGACAGACUUUAUGUAAUCUUUAUAAGUAUGAUUUCUGAAAAAAAGCAAAGCAUUAGUAUGUUUGCCUUAAACUUGUAGACUAAACCAAUUAUUGUCAAAUAAAUGGUGAUAACAGUGAUACUUUUAAACUCUGUGGUCAUUGUAUCACUUUAAAUUUGGAAUAGCUAUAAUCUACUCCUAUAUUAUGUAUACUUCACAGUGCAAGUCUUAGUUUUCUUUUUAUUUGUAUUUCUUUUAAAGUGGCAUAUUGGACCAAGUUCACCAAUCCCACUGUAAAAGAAGGAACUGCUUCUCUGUGCUUUUAACACAUUUGGAAUUGGGCAGAGGUAGUUAGAGACAGCUGUCUCUGAAAUGCUGGUUUCUUAGACCCCAUCGUUAGCUCAGGCAGGGAAUCAUGCAGCAGUCUGCCAUUUGAACCUCUUGGUAACUGUCGUGCAGUGUCUGAUUCACAUGUAAAGGGAAAGAACCUGCUAUAGGAAAUGGCAUCUGUCAAUGAGAAAUUUAGACUUGGGAUAAAAGUCUAUGUACAGAAAGGAUACUAAUAAUGGUCAGUUAUAUUACAGAAGUUAUUGGACUUUCUAAUGUGAAUGAACAUUGUCUUCCUACUUUAAAAAUAGAUUGAGUAUUUGGAUUUUCCACUCUCUUUGUAACUCAACUUCAAGCCCAUUUGUGUUCUUCACCUCUCAGGUGGGUUCCAAGUUCAUUUAUGUUUUUCCAAACUGUUUUGAAUAAUGCCUGGUCUAGGUCUGCAUCAUCUUUGUCCUCCACAGCAUGUUUUCUUGUCUGUCUGACGUGAUUCAGGUUUCAUCCCUUUAGCAACUGACGUUCCCCUUUUGAGCUGUCCGUUUUUCUAUUGGCUAAGAAAUGUGUUCAGUCCUUCAUGUCGUCACCAUCACUAGUAAAAAAUAUGUCCAUGUGCUGCCCAUUAGUGGAUGAAUGGGGAUAGAAAACACUAACCUCUGGAUCUGGGUGCCACCUCCUCUUGUGGCCUCAGCAGGUUUGCUUGACCUCUCUGACUCAGUUUUCUCUACUAUAACGGACAUACAGACCUACCUCACAGGGGUGUUGUGAGGAUUAAUAAAUGUUGGUACAGUGCUUUGGAAA
Molecule: messenger RNA, 2864 nt
Organism: Condylura cristata (star-nosed mole)
Lineage: Eukaryota; Metazoa; Chordata; Mammalia; Eulipotyphla; Talpidae
Gene: SNX6
Product: sorting nexin 6
Exons: 14
Coding region: 47-1267 (406 amino acids)
Biological process (GO): intracellular protein transport
Cellular component (GO): endosome
Molecular function (GO): phosphatidylinositol binding; dynactin binding
Source: RefSeq, a predicted model, not a curated record